GCCGGCGCUCCGGCGGCAGAGCCGAGCCGCGGCAGCCCCCGGCCGGGGCCGGUGGGGCCAGUGAGGGGCAGGAUGCCGGUGAUGAAGGGCUUGCUGGCCCCGCAGAACACCUUCCUGGACACCAUCGCCAACAGGUUCGAUGGGACACACAGCAAUUUCAUCCUGGCCAAUGCUCAGGUUCACCGUGGCUUCCCCAUUGUCUACUGUUCUGAUGGCUUCUGUGACCUCACUGGCUUUGCCCGCACUGAAGUCAUGCAGAAGAACUGCAGCUGCCGCUUCCUGUAUGGGCCUGAGACCAGUGAGCCUGUCCUGCAGCGCAUUGAGAAGGUGCUGGAUGGCAAGCAGGAGUAUCAGACCGAGGUCUGCUUCUACAAGAAGGGCGGAACAGCCUUCUGGUGCCUGCUGGACAUUUUGCCCAUCAAGAAUGAAAAGGGUGAAGUUGUUCUCUUCCUCUUCUCCUUCAAAGACAUCACUGAGAGUAGGGGCAAGAACCACCAGAGUGACCGGAAGGAUGAAAAGCACAGGAGCAAGAAGGCAGGAAGCUUGCACCUGCGGGCAGCACGGAGGCAGGGUCGGACAGUGCUGCACCAACUCACCAGCCAAUUCUCCCGGAAGGACCGGGGAGAAAUGAAGAUCAGCAGUAACGUCUUGGAGAACAAGCUGUCUAUCCCCGAGUACAAAGUGGCCUCGGUGCAGAAGUCCCGCUUCAUCCUGCUGCACUACAGCAUCUUCAAGGCCCUGUGGGAUUGGCUCAUCCUGCUGGCCACCUUCUACGUGGCUGUCACUGUCCCUUACAACGUCUGCUUCACCAGCACCGAGGACAGCCUGUCAGCUGCCCGCAGCACUAUUGUCAGUGACAUCGCAGUGGAGAUGCUCUUCAUCCUGGACAUCAUCCUGAACUUCCGCACCACCUACGUGAGCCAGUCGGGGCAGGUGGUAUAUGACACCCGCUCCAUCUGCAUCCACUAUGUGGCCACGUGGUUCUUCGUGGACCUCAUCGCUGCCUUGCCCUUUGAUCUCCUUUAUGCCUUCAAUGUGACUGUGACCUCACUGGUGCACCUGCUGAAGACUGUACGUCUCCUGCGGCUUUUGCGGCUCCUGCAGAAGCUGGACAGGUAUUCCCAGUACAGCGCCAUGGUGCUCACCCUGCUUAUGUCCAUGUUUGCGCUGCUUGCACACUGGAUGGCCUGCAUCUGGUACGUCAUCGGUCGGAAGGAGAUGGAAAGUAAUGACCCCCUGACCUGGGACAUUGGCUGGCUCCAUGAGCUGGGCAAGAGACUGGAGGCACCGUACAUCAACAACUCUGUGGGAGGCCCUUCCAUCCGCAGCGCCUACAUUGCUUCCCUCUAUUUCACCCUGAGCAGCCUGACCAGCGUGGGCUUUGGCAAUGUGUGCGCCAACACCGAUGCUGAAAAGAUCUUCUCCAUCUGCACCAUGCUCAUUGGGGCACUGAUGCAUGCUGUGGUGUUUGGCAAUGUCACAGCCAUCAUCCAGCGCAUGUACUCACGCCGCUCGCUCUACCACACCCGCAUGAAGGACCUCAAGGACUUCAUCCGUGUCCACCGCCUCCCACAGCAGCUGAAGCAGAGGAUGCUGGAGUACUUCCAGACCACCUGGUCAGUGAACAACGGCAUCGAUGCCAAUGAGCUGCUGCGCGAUUUUCCUGACGAGCUACGGGCUGACAUUGCCAUGCACCUCAACAAGGACAUCCUGCAAUUACCACUCUUCGAGGCAGCCAGCCGAGGCUGCCUGCGUGCCCUCUCUCUGCACAUCAAGACCUCCUUCUGCGCUCCGGGCGAGUACCUGCUACGCCAGGGUGAUGCUCUGCAGGCCAACUACUUUGUCUGCUCUGGCUCCCUCGAGGUCCUGAAGGACAACAUGGUGCUGGCCAUCCUGGGGAAAGGGGACUUGAUUGGGGCAGACCUGCCCAGCAAGGAGCAGGUGAUCAAAACCAACGCGGAUGUCAAGGCGCUGACCUACUGUGACCUUCAGUACAUCAGCUUGCGUGGCCUUUUCGAGGUGCUAGAGCUAUACCCUGAGUACUCCAGCAAGUUCAUGGCUGACAUCCAGCAGGACCUGACCUUCAACCUGCGGGAGGGCAGUGAGGCAGAGGGGCUCCUCCGAUACUCCAGAUCCCCUCGGCUGUCCCAGCCUCGCUCAGAGAGUGGGAACACCCCUGAGAAGCCCCUUCCAUCCAUCCAUGAGGACGAAGAGGAGCCCGAUGACUUCUUCCACCCCUCACCAGCCACCAUCACGCGCCGGAAGCUGCUGCUGCCCAACCUUAAUAGUCCCGUGCGCCGUGGAUCCCUCAGCAGCCUGCUAGGUGAUGACCUGCGGCAGUUCUCAGCUCUGCGGCGUACCUGCCGCUCUCCUGCCCACUGUACCAGGGGCAGGAGCCCCUCCCCGCAGUGCCGGAGAGGCAACCGGCCCUCGGAGAGUGAGAGCAGCAAUGGCCGGAAGCCAGCCAAGCUGCUGAUCCCCUCCCUGAACACCUAUGGCCCCCCGGACCUCAGCCCCAGAGUUGUUGACGGGAUUGAAGAUGAUGGUGGGACAUCAGAGACGCAAGCCUUCCAUUUCAAUGUGGACCCGCCCCUGCCGAGCUCGACCACAGAUUCACCCUUGUCAGGGACAGAGCAAGCCUUAGCAGCAGAAGCAGAGGAGAUAAAGCAGAACGUCCAGAGACUGAACCAAGAGAUCAGUAACCUCAACCGGGAAGUUUCCCACCUCAGCCGAGAGCUGCAACACAUGAUGCACAUUCUGCAGACCCAGCUGGGCGCCCAGCCACUGUGCGGCCCCACCCUGGCCUGCCCUUACAGCCUCCACAGCCUCUCCUCUCCGGAACCCAGUGGUGGAAGCGAGCAGUCACCUGUUCCACCUUUGGCUCAUGUGUCCAUCAUGGUGCCGCUAUCACCUGCAAGCAGGGGAGCUUCUCCCAACACCGCCUCUGCCAAGCUCCCCAGCUUCAGGAGCCCCCAUGACACUAGCCCGCAGGGCGAGGGGUCCCCCGCUCAGAGAGACUUACCCCAUGUCCCCUGCAGCCCCUCUUACCACCCCCCACUCCCAUUGUCGGACACAGAGAGGGCCUGCUUCUCACAGACAGAAGUGCAGUGUGCCCAGUUGCCCACCUGUGUCCCAUUGCAGCUGGGCUCUCCAACGCUGUGCUCCCUCACUGCACCUUCCUCUGGAUCCAUACAGGCCUUCCCCUGCUGCUCGGCUCAGAGCCACCCACCCUCGCACGUGCACCUCAGGUCCAGCUCGGAAAGCUUCCACUGACACCACGGCCCCCCCAAGUCCUGCUGCUGCAACCCACCGGGGGUGCCCUCCAUCACUGGCCUCCGUCGUUGCCAUGGAGACUGCGAUGGAUGGAUGGAAGGAGGCUGGGCCCAGCCGGUGGCUGAUGACCGACACCAUUGGUCUGCAAAUGGCGGGUUUUCCUCAUAUUUGCAGAUUUCACUGCAAGAGUUGGGUAGGGGAAGGGAGAACCCUCCCAGCCUGCACUCAGCCUGGCUUCCUGGGUAGCUUCCAACUCCAGUAACCUGGUCUCAGCCCCUCCUUUGCUGAGCAGACUAGUUUUCUAUUAGAUGGCUUUUUUUUUUUUUUUACCUUUGGGAAGAGGAAUUUAUUCCAGAGCCUUAGAACUCCUCCAAGGAUCUAAGCACAAGCCUGGUUCCCCAGGACCACCCUGGGUCAUCUGCAUGGCCAGGCACCUCCCUGCUCUCCUGGCUUUGGAGCCUGAGAUGUCUGCUCCCCACUCACCCUCCACGCAGUGGCCAGCUCUGCGAGGUUUGACGCCACACUAGAGAAUGUAGCUCUGUUAAUUAAACAGGAUGAACUCCUCUCACCCUGCGCUGACGGCCUCACAGGUGCCAGCAGCAAAGGGUUCUGGCACCGUUUGCAGAGGAAGCAGCCUGCUUAGGAACUGAGUGAUGCUGACAGAGGGCAGUGAUGCUGGGAAAGCAAUGUUUCAGGUAUGUUCUCUGACUGUGCUCUGUUGGACUCUGCUGAAAUCCCUGGAGUUGCACUGGGGCCUGUUUUUUCAGCAAGCCUGGGUCCUCAUCCUCCUAGCACUCAUCCUGGAAUCUUCCCCUUUCCCUUGCGCCUGUCCUGCUUGGUUUGGUUAUCAGGCUCGGGUUUCAGGAGCUGAAAUAUGGGUAUGACCAGCAUAUGUGACUCUUGGGAUUAGCUUCUCCAGGGCCUGCAUGUUAAGGGCAUGUGUAAGCUUCCCUGUGGGGCCCUGGAGCUUAGACCUAUACCUGCAGCUAGCCCAGCAGGCUGCUGCAGAACCCUUAACCUCAGUCCACAUCAGUGGCUCCUGGAUGGAGACUACGUGUCCCAGUGGGCAGUGGUAACUCCCCCUACCCUGCCCUUCGUGGUCUGUAGUCCAUGCCCUGCUUUGUUCUUGACCCUGUUGCUGCAGCUCCUGACUAAAGAUGACAUCCUUUUUCAGCAUGAGCUGUAGAAGCUCAAGCUCCUGGUGGAGGGGUGUCAUCCGUGACAAUGUGUGUAGCUCUGAGUGUCCUUAUCGCAGUAGAGCAGUGCAUGCUGGGACCCAGCAUCUCCCAGCUUGUACAGAAAUGACCCAAUUCAGUGCUGACACAAACAAGUGCAUCUCCCUCUGAGUCUGAAGUGCCUGGAAGUGGUGCCCACUUCUGCUGUGGCUGGCUGCAGUUCCUUGUGCCCAGGGAGGGGUCUCCCCUCUGGAUACAGAGAGGGAGGCUGCAGGCUUGCUGGGCACGAGCAUCUUCCCCCUCCUGACCUCUCUCAGUUCACCCACACUUAGAAACCCCCUUCCUGUUCUGCCAACUCUGAGCCUGCAACCCUCUUGAACUAGAAUGCUCUACUGCCCAAUGCUCCUGCAGUGCAGCCAGGUUUGCUAGCACCUGCAAAGGGACUUGACCUGGGCCUUCAGCUAUCAAGGCCAUGAGGAGGAUAUUACCCAGCCCAGAGCUGCCCCCCACAGGGGCAGACUUGGUUUCUGCUGCACUGGUUCCUCAAGGCUGGCUUGCAGGUGCAGUAGGGUAGCAAAUGCAGCUAGUCAGGUCCUGCAUUGAAAUAGCAGUCCCUGGGAAAUGGGGACAAGGCUGCUUCAAGCCCCACGCUCGACUCUCAGCCCUAAUGCCCCAGAACUUCUGGUUGUGACCAGGGUGUGAAUUAAGGGGGCAUUUGGGGGGGGCUGAGCCCACCCAUAAGAGACAAGAGCUCCCCUGUAAGAUUUGAAAAUCAUAACUUGGGGGGUCUUGAUCAGAUUGCUUUUUUACUUUGGUGGGCUUGUUAAUCAAUGAACCGGUUUAAUUUUUUUUGCAGACACUCCCCCAAGAGUCAAAGUGUAAUUCAAACCCUGGUUGUAACUCAAGUGAGGGACCAAGGGUUGGAAGGCAGCCAGGCCAGAGCUUGCUCCGCCUCUGCAACCCAGCUGUGUUCACUGGUUGGUGCUAGCUGAGCAACUCCUAAUGCUGGCUGAGCAGCUCUGGGUCCAGCAGCACCCAUUUCUCUCCCUGGUAACCAACACGCCUGAUUUCCUCCCCACAGAUGUCACUGAAGUUACAUCUGAUUUUCAUGGGUUCAGGUGAGGUAAGAGCUGGGCCCAGUGUCCCUGCAGUGGCAGGAGGAAAGGAGUUGAUCUGAUCUAAGUGUGUGGGGUGGGGCAGUAUUGCAUGGGGGCAUGCAGGGUUCAGCACAGCCUGCAUAAGUGGGCUUCCCAAGAGAGAGGGUCCCCUGUGAAUGCAGGAGCUGGCUGAGUCCAGUUCUGGGUUGCCCAUCUCCUUGCACUCACCAGUGACAGCUGCAGAUCUGUGGGUAUGGGAAGGCAGAGCAGAUUCCUCAAGGUACCAUGGGCCCAUUCACAGGUGACUGUGACCUCAGUGGGAAGCAGCUCCCAGAGCCUCUGUCUCUGAGUGCAGCCCCUGACUACUGUUUUUUGGCACAAGGAGUUCUAUGGUUCCUGGCAAUGGUUGACCAGAUGGGAGGGGUCCAGCCCCAUAUGUAGGAGCUGAGUAGACAUGCAGCAGUGGAGGGGAGGGGGGGAUGGUUCCUUAAUGCAGCCCCUGCACCUGAAUGGACAGGUGAAAGCAGGGUCCAGGGUACCUGUAUGUACCCUGGAGCACAAAGAGGCAGGGGCAAGUGAAUCACAGUAAACCAAAUACAUCUGCUUGAAUGCCUUUGGCUGCUGGCAGGAAAUGCAUGCUGCUCUGCUAGUGCUGGUUGAGAGGAUGGCUGUUCUAAUGCAUGGAUAUAGCCUGAGAAAAGCAGUUGCUGCCCAUGCUGAUUUAGAUGACUUGGCAAAGAGAGGGUUAAGACUCCUCCUGUCCCCAGCUCUCCCAGUCCUGCACCUGUGUUGGCCAUUUGUCAUAGUAUUCAUAGUUUAUUGUAUUCAUAGAAAGAAGUAGGGUUGGAAGGGACCUUGUAGAUCUUCAAGUCCGAACCCCUGCCUGGGCAGGAGGAAAACUGGGCUUAAAUGACCCCAGCCAGGUAGGCAUCGAGCUGCUUCUUAAAGACCCCCAGGGUAGGAGCCAGCACCACUUCCCUUGGAAGUUGAUUCCAGAUCCUAGCCGCCCUAACUGUGAAGUAGUUCUUAUGGAUGUCCAAUCUAAACCUACUCUCCAACAACUUGUGGCCGUUAUUCCUUGUUAUCCGGGGGGGGCGCUUGGGGAAACAAGGUCUCCCCCAAACCAUUCUGGUCCCCCCUAGUGAGUUUAUAGAUGGUCACAAGGUCCCCCCUCAGCCUUCUCUUGUGAAGGCUGAACAGGUUCAGGUCCCGUAGCCUCUCAUCGUAGGGUCUGCCCUGCUGUCCCCGGAUCAUGCGGGUGGCCCUCCUCUGGACCCUCUCAAUGUUGUCCACAUCCCUCUUGAAGUGGGGUGCCCAGAACUGGACACAAUACUCCAGCUGUGGCCUGACCAGUGUCGCAUAGAGGGGGAGGAUCACCUCCUUGGCCCUACUUGAGAUGCACCUGUGGAUGCACGAUAGGGUCCGGUUAGCCCUGCCGACCGUGACCUCGCAUUGUCGGCCCAUGUUCAUCUUGUAGUCAAUGAUGACUCCAAGAUCCCUUUCUGCCUCCGUGCUCUCAAGAAGGGAGUUUCCCAUCUUCUAAGUGUGCUGCUGGUUACUACUGCCCAAAUGCAGCACCCUUGAAUGAGUCUGUCCCCCUGCUGCAUGAUAGUGCAUGCCAUCAGUCCUUUGCUUAGCCCUUAGCCUUGCAAAUGUAUUUAAAUGCAUCUGGACUGUUGCAACUGGAUUGUGGCACCUGGGCAUUUAGGUGAACGUGUGGACACAGGAGGAGGGGUGGAUGUCGUAUACUUAGACUUCAGGAAGGCCUUUGAUGCGGUAUCCCACCCCAUACUGGUGAACAAGUUAAGAGGCUGUGAUGUGGAUGACUACACAGUCCGGUGGGUGGCGAAUUGGUUAGAGGGUUGCACCCAGAGAGUCGUGGUAGAUGGGUCGGUCUCGACCUGGAAGGGUGUGGGCAGUGGGGUCCCGCAGGGCUCGGUCCUUAGACCGAUACUCUUUAAUGACUUCAUCAGCGACUUGGACAAGGGAGUGAAAUGUACUCUGUCCAAGUUUGCAGAUGACACAAAGCUAUGGGGAGAAGUGGACAUGCCGGAGGGCAGGGAACAGCUGCAGGCAGACCUGGAUAGGUUGGACAAGUGGGCAGAAAACAACAGGAUGCAGUUCAACAAGGAGAAAUGCAAAGUGCUGCACCUAGGGAGGAAAAAUGUCCAGCACACCUACA
Messenger RNA from Alligator mississippiensis (American alligator), 7727 nucleotides. RefSeq names its product potassium voltage-gated channel subfamily H member 4 (gene KCNH4). The record is from RefSeq and is a predicted model, not a curated record. The transcript is spliced from 16 exons. Lineage: Eukaryota; Metazoa; Chordata; Crocodylia; Alligatoridae. Gene Ontology annotation, biological process: potassium ion transmembrane transport; regulation of membrane potential. Bases 73 to 3273 code for a protein of 1066 amino acids. Gene Ontology annotation, cellular component: membrane. Gene Ontology annotation, molecular function: voltage-gated potassium channel activity.